Messenger RNA from Saitoella complicata NRRL Y-17804, 2385 nucleotides. RefSeq lists its product as uncharacterized. Gene Ontology annotation, cellular component: nucleus. The transcript is spliced from 2 exons. Gene Ontology annotation, biological process: regulation of DNA-templated transcription. NCBI's taxonomy places the organism in Eukaryota, Fungi, Ascomycota, Saitoellomycetes, Saitoellales, Saitoellaceae. Gene Ontology annotation, molecular function: transcription cis-regulatory region binding; DNA-binding transcription factor activity. Bases 26 to 2329 code for a protein of 767 amino acids. The record is from RefSeq and is a predicted model, not a curated record.
CGCUCGCAAAGCCAACCUUUACAGAAUGGCCAAGACAAAAGUCGUGAAGAAGAACAAGAGGCACCAGCCUGACGAAGUUCCCGCUUCCCAGCCCUAUGCUACUCCGCCGCAGACAUGGCAACCAGCUGUUCAAGAGGCGACUCACGUUGAUAAUCAGUCCGACGGCGAGAAGAGCAGUAAGAGGAGAAGGGAAGAUGAUGGGGAGCAGUCUAAGAAGAAAAAGAAGCAGGAUAAGAAGCACAAACGCGACAAGCACCGUCACGAGGAUGAAUCUCGGGUAGCAUACAACGCCGAAGAAAUACUCUCCCCCUUCGCCGAGCCCAUACCUUCCGCGAUUGUGAGCGAUAGCCAAACUCACUCGAUUACAGCUACCCAAGAACCUCUCUUGGGUUCCGAGUCCUUGUUGACCCCCGCUACCCAAGGCGAGCCGGCUGCAUUCGCUGGGUUCCAGCCCGUGGGAGCUUCGACCCCGCUCACCACGGAGAAAAAAAAGAAGAAGAAGAAGGAUAAACACAGGAACAAGGACUCCACCCAAGAAAUCGCCUCCUCCCAACCCGAAACCCAACCCCAACCGGUGCAAAUCCCCUACGAAGGCCUCCUCGGUCACACCUCAGUUCCCACUCACACUCACCACCAACCCCACCACCACCUCUCCGCUCUCGACGAAGCAGUCUUGGUCGCAACAGCCCUCGCAGCAAACUCCGUCCCCGUAUGCGUCCCGGUCCCGCACUUCGAUCACUCGCAGCUCGACCCGAGGUUGGAUGAUCCAGCCGCAAAUGCGAUGUUGGUGCAGCAACUUGCGGCGGCGGCGGGUGCUAUGCCCAUCCCGGUUCCGAACGCGGCGCAGGGAGGGGAGUAUCCGGCCUUGUUGGGUGGAGCGCCGGUUGCGGUGGCCGCGGGUGUGGUGAGUGAGAAGGCGAAGAAGAAGAAGAUGAAGGGAGAGAGUGUGGCACAAGCUGCGAAUGAUGUCUACAACUUGACGGACGAUGACACGGAGGAUGAAGCAACUUCCACUUCCAAGAGCAAGAGGAUUAUCAAGAAUAAGGUUGCAUUCACGCCCGAAGAAGACGCCGUGAUCAAGUCCCAGAUUCAGGCCUGGCUCGACGGACAAGGUCUCUCCGAAGCAAAAUUCCAGACUAUGCUCCGCGCCGCCGACCGCCCCGCGAUCAAAACCCAGCUCAGGCCCCUCUGGAAACAACUCCACGCCGCCCUUCCCGCCCGCGGUCAACCAUCCGUCGUCUCUCGCGUUCAUGUUCUGUGGCGCGAAGACACCCCCGGCAACUCCACCCAAACAACCCAAGACGACAAAGGCCGGGACGUCGUUAUCGGCUCCUUCACCGACGAGGAAGUCGCACUUCUCGAGAAAGUCGUACAGCAGCACUGUGCGGACCAUGAGUGGUCUACCGACGAUUUUAAGGAAAAGGUGUGGAAAGAGGGGAGGACGAAGGAGGUCAAGGCGUGUUUCAAGGAGUGUUAUGCGGCUGUCCCGUAUAGGAAGCAGCAUUCCGUGUAUAAUCAUAUCAGGAGGAAGUACUCGCCGUAUGAGAAGAGGGCGAGGUGGACGGAGGAGGAGGAUCAGGAACUUGAGCGUCUUCUUCUUGAAAAAGGGAAGGUGUGGAAGGAUAUCGGGAAAGCUAUUGGACGCAUGCCGGAAGACGUCAGAGACAGAUACAGGAAUUAUCUGGUGUGUGGAGACAAGAGGAACGAUAACCGUUGGACGCGGGAGGAGGAGAUUAAGUUGAGGGAUGCGGUACACCAGGCUGUCGCGAAUGUUGGUGGUGAUAUGGAGAAGAUUAAUUGGGGAAUUGUUAGUGCGAAUAUGGGUGGUGCGAGGAGUAGGUUGCAGUGUCGCUGGAAGUGGGUGAGGAGUGCUGGGGCACUCAAGGCUGAUCCGAAUGCUGUCGCCAAGUUCGCCGAGGAGGGAGAGGACGAGGAGAAAGGUGCGAAAGAAGGGAUUCCGGCACGUGCGGCCAACAAAGCGAAGCCGAGAUGGAUGGCGGGUGAUUCCGAAUGGCUACUUGGCAAAAUCCGCGAUUCGGGCGUGCACCACGAGAACCUCAUCCGAUGGACCGAGAUCAAAGCUUCCGAUCCCAGCACCUGGUGGAAAAUUACCGACUAUAAAAAGGCGUUCCGUGACCUUCGGGCGACGAAGAAGAAGGAGGUUAAGACGGGGAUGGAAUUCCAACAGAUUGUUGGGGUGAUUUUGGAGGAUUUGAUGGAGUUGGACGAGGAAGUCAAGGUGAGGGGAGUUGUCAGUGAGGAGGGGAGGAGGAACUUGAGUAGUGAGUUUGUGAAUGAUGAGGAUGAUGAGGACGAGGAGAUGGCUUAGGAUGAGCUAUGAUAUGGUGCCGCGGUGCUUUUGGGUUCAAUACAUUUUCGUGGCAG